CGCCCACAUAGUCCUACCAACCAAUUGUAGUAGCUCUUACUGAACCACGUCAUUUUACCGCUAAAACCAAAACUACUACCAGCUUUGCCCGGUAAAGCGAUAAUAUCCGUGGGUUUUAGGAAUAGAAGUCUUUCUCAGGGUUAUAAUCUGUGGGGUGAAACUGAGAAUGGGAAUCUCUGGACUGUUGCAAUUCAUCAAAGAUGCAGCAGAGCCAACCAACGUAAAAAAAUAUAAAGGUCAGACUGUGGCUGUGGACACGUACUGCUGGCUACACAAAGGAGCGUUUUCCUGUGCUGAGAAGCUUGCUAAAGGGGAACCAACUGACCAGUAUGUGUGGUACUGCAUGAAGUUUGUGGAUAUGUUGUUAAAUUUCUCAGUUAAACCCAUUCUGGUGUUUGAUGGCCGCAAUCUGCCAUCAAAGCGAGAAGUGGAAAAGACUCGUAAAGAACGCAGGGAAGCCAAUCUUCAAAAAGGCCGACAGCUGCUGCGUGAAGGCAAACUGUCAGAGGCGAGAGACUGUUUUGGACGUUGUGUUAAUAUCACCCCUGCCAUGGCUCAUAACCUUAUUAAGGCUGCGAGGCAGAGAGGGGUGGAUUGUGUUGUGGCCCCUUAUGAAGCAGAUGCUCAGCUAGCUUAUCUUACCAAAUCUGGGUAUGCUCAAGCUGUCAUCACUGAGGACUCUGACCUGUUGGCAUUUGGCUGCAAAACGGUAAUUCUCAAAAUGGACAAGCAUGGCAACGGAAUAGAAAUAGAUCAGAACAACUUGGGCCGCUGCCGGUCUCUAGGGAAUGUUUUCACAGAGGAAAAGUUCCGGUACAUGUGCAUCCUUGCUGGCUGUGAUUAUUUACCCUCACUGCAUGGAAUAGGCCUUGGAAAGGCCUGCAAGCUGCUCCGGCUUGCUAAAGACCCGGACAUUCUCAAGGUGAUCAGAAAGAUGGGCCAGUACCUGAAAAUGAAUGUCGUCGUUCCUGAACAGUACAUUGAUGGAUUUGUCAGAGCCAAUAACACCUUCCUUUACCAGCUGGUGUUUGAUCCUGGCAUGAGGAAGGUUGUGCCCCUUAAUCCGUACCCAGAACAUAUAGAUCCAGCCUCCCUCAGCUACGCUGGAAUAAAUCUAGGAGAUGACAAAGGCUUGGAUAUGGCCUUGGGAAACCUUGACAUCAACACCAUGGAGAGAAUAGAUGUCUUCAGUCCAGACCAUCCCCAGUCAUGUAAAGCCCGCAGCCACAACUGGGGCAACUCCCCGGUUUCAGCAGGAAUCAGCAUCUGGAGCAAGAGCUUCACACCAGCUUCUGCUGGUCCUUCUUGCCCUGCUGCUUACCCAGAAAAGCCACCCUCCACCAGGGGGAAGGAGAGAGUCAUGAGCCUUGAACACCUAAGGCUUCAAGACAGAGAGCAAAAGAGGCCGAGAGAAGAUUCUUAUAUGUCUGAUCAAGAGGUAUUGCAGCAGUAUUCAGGGGUGAAACGAUCCAAGUUAGAAGAGCAAGAAUACAAGCAGACAUUAAGCUGCCAGCCUCGGCUACGCAACUGCUUCGCCUUCACCACACUGCUGCAGAGGAGAAACCACCACCUGUCGGAGGACACCGGCAGUCAGCCCACUCGCAGCAGAUUCUUCAGUGGCUCAAGUUCAGCAACUACUGUGAGCACUAAGGAGUCUACUGAGGGAUGGAAGCCGACAGCUGAAGGCUCUCCUCAGGACACAUCUUCACUCAGUGAAAGUGAUAGUCCUGAUGUCCCACCUGUAGAAACCCCCAGCCCUCCUGUGUCUCCUGACAGUAUACCUUCUGCUUCAGCCAGACUAGGCCUCAAGCUCUUCCAGUGGUCAGGCAGCUCCCCCUUAGGCCUGGUUGCCUUGCAGCAGUUUGAGUAUAAGAGAGAGAUUUCUUCAUCUCUUCAGACAACUUGCCAACUUUCUGGAGACUGUUCUUCCCCUGAGAUAAAUUCAGAAAACAAGGACUAUCCUUCAGACUCUCCUCCCUCUCAGGACAGCGCUUACUUUUCCCAGUCCCAGUCCACUUCCUUGCACAAAGAGGAAGUCCUCCACUACAGCUGCUCCUUUUCCUCCCAGCAGAAGACUUCAUCUGAGCCAACUUCAAUUAUUGAUUUAGAACCAAGACCAGAAAGCCCAGCUUCCUUCACUGAAACAUGUAGAAAACCUGGCAUGCUGGGAUCAAAGGUUUCCGGGCUGUCAAAGCUGAAAUCCAGCAUUCGAAAUCAGGCAGUGAAUACGCCGGCGUUGGGCCCAGCGAAGGCAAGUGGUCUGAGGAAAAAGGCUGUGGGUUCUGGGAAGAAAGAUUCCUCAACCAACAACGAGAACAACCCCGGAGUCCAGGCCACUAUAAGCAGCCUCUGGAAGAACUUUAGCUAUAAAAGGGAAACUCCGAAGAUCAGCUCCUCUAAGAAAGGAGAGCCCAUGUCUCCAGUGAAGGACAACCUGCUGAAUCCUCAGCCAACAUGAAUUUAAAGGUUGGAGAACAUCACUGUGCUGAGUGCUUUGUGAGAGCAAAGCUUUUAAACAUACUAUGUAUGUUGUCAAUAAAUUCUCGUCAACUGUUAUUUUUUAAAUAAACAUGCCUUAAACAUCCAAUCAUA
Girardinichthys multiradiatus is the source of this 2592-nucleotide messenger RNA. It is a transcript of the gene exo1, whose product is annotated as exonuclease 1. The coding region runs from base 167 to 2458 and encodes 763 amino acids. Gene Ontology annotation, biological process: DNA recombination; mismatch repair. Lineage: Eukaryota; Metazoa; Chordata; Actinopteri; Cyprinodontiformes; Goodeidae. Gene Ontology annotation, molecular function: metal ion binding; 5'-3' DNA exonuclease activity; 5'-flap endonuclease activity. Gene Ontology annotation, cellular component: nucleus. The transcript is spliced from 14 exons. The record is from RefSeq and is a predicted model, not a curated record.